AUGUCGACCGAACCAAGAGCCACCGUCACAGUCCAGCCUCCAAGAUUUGUCCGGAAGGGCAGCACCAUCUUGCCCCCCGUACAGGUCAGGGUACAAUUUGACGCGGGUGAUCCGCGGCUGAAACAAUUGGAGAUGAUAUUCGCCACAGCCACCUUGCGCUAUGCCAAUACCACCACAGUGGAAACCGACCCCAACAGGAAUCAAGCGGCAGCGAGUCCGGCAGAAGUAUGCAACGACAGUCCGGUUGGCGAUACACUGAACUUCAUCUUCCAAAACCUUCAACUCCCCGAUGGCCUCCACGGCGACUGCUUCUACAGAAUCACAAUAGAUAUUCUCCACACAACCGCUAUGGAAACCACGGACAACGGUGACCCCAAACUGGAGAAGCUGACUAUCGCGCACACGGAUACCAGACCUUUCACCGUCGUCUAA
Chaetomium strumarium is the source of this 432-nucleotide messenger RNA. RefSeq lists its product as uncharacterized. Bases 1 to 432 code for a protein of 143 amino acids. NCBI's taxonomy places the organism in Eukaryota, Fungi, Ascomycota, Sordariomycetes, Sordariales, Chaetomiaceae. The record is from RefSeq and is a predicted model, not a curated record. The transcript has a single exon.